AUGGAUUGCAAUUCUCUCGUUUUACGAAAUAACGCAAAAUGUUCGCCAUUUUUAAGUAACUUUGUUAAAACAGAAUAUUCAGAUUCGUCAUCAUUUUAUACGAAUAUUCAACAUAGUCUUGGUAUAAUGCGCAGUGAUGGUAGUGCGUGCGGCGAUGAUUCGUCCGAUUUAUCGUCACCGGAUACAUCUAUGAUAAUCGAUGAAAAUUAUAAUGAAACGUUAACAAUAACAGAUAAAAAGAAUAAGAUGACUAAUAAUCAACACUUUUGUCGCCGAGGUGUUAAUGGUGUACGAUAUUCUCAACGUUCAAAAUCUGCUCUAUAUCUAUGUCAUUCAAAACGUCGGCCAGAAUCAAUCUCUAUUAAUGAUGCACAAAAUCAACGUACCAUUGCAAAUGUUCGAGAACGACAACGAACACAAUCGUUAAAUGGAGCAUUUACACAAUUAAGACAAAUUAUUCCCACUCUACCAUCAGAUAAAUUAUCAAAAAUUCAAACAUUAAAAUUAGCCACACGUUACAUCGAUUUUCUUUAUCAAAUGUUACAUACCGAUAACUCAAAAUUAAAUUCAUCCACUCCAUUAUUAUCAACUACUACAAUGUCGCCAUGGUCAUCAAUGAAUGGUGAAGGACAAGGAUAUGGAACGUUAAGUUAUGCAUUUUCUGUAUGGCGAAUGGAAGGUGCCUUUCAAGGACACAGUGAAACUACAAAUGAAAAUGAUCCAUUUUCUCCAAUAGAAUAUGAGGAUAACUAG
Messenger RNA from Didymodactylos carnosus, 753 nucleotides. NCBI's taxonomy places the organism in Eukaryota, Metazoa, Rotifera, Eurotatoria, Philodinida, Philodinidae. The record is from the annotation of a GenBank genome assembly.